Messenger RNA from Drosophila novamexicana, 1924 nucleotides. RefSeq names its product coiled-coil domain-containing protein 22 homolog. Gene Ontology annotation, biological process: positive regulation of ubiquitin-dependent protein catabolic process. Lineage: Eukaryota; Metazoa; Arthropoda; Insecta; Diptera; Drosophilidae. The transcript has a single exon. Bases 160 to 1815 code for a protein of 551 amino acids. The record is from RefSeq and is a predicted model, not a curated record. Gene Ontology annotation, molecular function: cullin family protein binding.
GUUCUUAUUGUAGCAAACAGUAUUUUUUUUUUGGUUUAAGUUGAGUUCACGUUGCGCGGUGAAUGCUCGAUUCGCAAACCUAUCGAUAAGUACCUGCUCGUAAUCGAAAAAUAGACCAAUUCAACUGCAAUGCCAAAAUAAUAGUAAAUAAAUGGAAAAAUGGACGAAGUGGAUAAAAUAAUUAUGCACCAGCUGCAGCAAAUCGAUGACAGCAUCGAGCCCACGGAUCAAUUGGCCAAUUUCACGCCCGAACAGGUGGUGCGCGCUGUGUCCAGCUGCUUGCUGGAAAUCAAUCCUUCGAUGUCGGAGCUGCCACGUUCCCUGCCCGGCGGCGCCAUGGCGCAGCGCUUUUGCGUAGCAACAACCUUGGCCGAGCGCUGCAAGGAACAUGGAUAUCGUGGUGACAUUGGCUAUCAGAUAUUUCUGUACCCCAACGCUGUGGAGCUGCGCCGCCUGCUCAUGUAUCUCAUUGAACGACUGCCACGGGAGAGGCAAAAUCUUGAUGUCGCCGCCAAGGCGCAUGCACUUAGCGCCCGGGAGCAGCUGCAGCGGGAGGUGCGCAAGAAAUUGUCGGACCAAUUGAAGGCGCCUUGGGUGCCGCAAUUCUGCCGCUCCGUGGCCAACCGGCGUAAGCAAGGAUGCAGUUGUCAGUGCAUUGAGUUUAAGCCGCAUCUGAAUCUUAAUGUGCCCGGCGCCAAUCUGGCCGAGCGCAGCAAAGAGGUGCAACAGUAUUUUGAGCAGCUGGCGCCCAACUUAUUCCAGCAGGUGGAUGGCAGCUCAUUCGAUCUCAUCGCCUCGGUCUUGCACAAAAACGACCUGGAACGCUGGAGCGACCAGGUGCCCAAAGCGGUGCUGGGCACCACAGUGCCGGAGGAGCACGUGCCGCCCAGCCCACUGCUGCCCCCAGUCGUAAGCAGUGCUGAGACCGCGGCGCCUGCGCAGCAGCUGGCUGACAAGGUGCAGGAGCUGCGCCAACAAUCCGAGACGCUGUUGGCGCAGCGUAAGACGCUCAGCGCCAGCAUAGGCGCAUUGAAGGCACGCGAAUCUGCAGCAGCAGUGGAAUUGGAGUGCCUGCAAGCCGUGCUGAAGCUGCACGAGCGCAGCUGCCUGGUGCUGGCCGAGCCGGAGCAGAAUGUUGCCAAGCUGGAGGCGCUGCUGCGUGCAACCGAGGCCAAGCGACAGACAUUGACGCAGCAAUGGCAGGAUUAUCGCAGUCCAUUGCUGAGCACACUGGAGAGCCUCAAGUCGGUGAAGGAAACGCAGCAGGUGCAGAGCGUGCGCCUGGCCAUAGAGCAGCUGGAGCAGGAGCUGCUGGCCAAAACCCAGCUGCACAACGAGCUGACCUUGCGCAGUGCCACCCAAACCCAGCUGGCGCCGCGCAAGGAAUACACGCGACGCAUACACGAAUUUAUUGGCAACAUACGCAAGCAGCGAGAGGACAUCUACCGUGUGCUGGAGGACACGCGGCAGCUGCAGAAGCAGCUCAAUGUGGUGGCUGCCCAGCUGGAACGCCAAUUCAACUAUACGGACGACUUGCUCUUCCAGAGCGCCAAGCACGAUCUGCACGCCAAGAAGGCAUACAAGCUGCUGGCACAGCUGCAUACCCAUUGCAGCGAGCUGGUCGAGUGCGUCACCAACACGGGCAGCGUCAGCAAGGAGAUACGCGAGCUGGAGGUGCAAAUCGAUGGCGAAAAGAUGAAGAACGUUUUGGUCAGCCUGCAGCAGAUUACGGGCGACAUCAGCAAGUUCGAGCAGCACAUUCAGGAGCUGCAGACCCAGAUACGCACAGUGGAGAAUGCAAUUACAGCGGGUUAGCCGAGUGGUGGGAAGUAGCUAGAGAAGGGGGGAGAAGGAGGAGCGCCCGCUAAACGAUAUUAGUAUAUAUUACUUAUGUAUUAGUGCCAAUUACAACAGAUCACUCACG